Molecule: messenger RNA, 1581 nt
Organism: Pan troglodytes (chimpanzee)
Lineage: Eukaryota; Metazoa; Chordata; Mammalia; Primates; Hominidae
Gene: LHFPL4
Product: LHFPL tetraspan subfamily member 4
Exons: 5
Coding region: 317-1153 (278 amino acids)
Biological process (GO): gamma-aminobutyric acid receptor clustering; sensory perception of sound
Cellular component (GO): plasma membrane; postsynaptic membrane; inhibitory synapse
Molecular function (GO): GABA receptor binding
Source: RefSeq, a predicted model, not a curated record
UCGGCGCGGGAGCGCGCCCCGGGGAGAACCCGAGCAAGAUGGAGGCCGCGCAGAGGCCGCCGCCUGGGCCGAGGCAGCCGCUGCUGGGAGCGCCGAGCCGCGGCGCCUAGGCCGUGCCAGUCCCGGAUCCGCUGCCCCCGGCCGUGCCCAGCUCCCAGACGCCCCCAGCUCUGCCCCAGGCCCCGCCCUCGCGGGUUCCUUGACUCAGGGCCGCUUCUCGCGUGCGUCCCCAGCUCCCGCCCGGCAGCCCGGCGCUCCGUCCCGGGCCGGCGGCCCCCGCCAGCCGCCGCCGCCGCCGGCCCCGCCUCCGGGCACCAUGCUGCCCUCGCAGGAGGCCUCCAAGCUCUACCACGAGCACUACAUGCGGAACUCGCGGGCCAUCGGCGUGCUGUGGGCCAUCUUCACCAUCUGCUUCGCCAUCAUCAACGUGGUGGUCUUCAUCCAGCCCUACUGGGUGGGCGACAGCGUGAGCACCCCCAAGCCUGGCUACUUCGGCCUCUUCCACUACUGCGUGGGCAGCGGGCUGGCGGGCCGCGAGCUCACCUGCCGGGGCUCCUUCACCGACUUCAGCACCAUCCCGUCCAGCGCCUUCAAGGCGGCCGCCUUCUUCGUGCUGCUCUCCAUGGUGCUGAUCCUCGGCUGCAUCACCUGCUUUGCGCUUUUCUUCUUCUGCAACACGGCUACGGUCUACAAGAUCUGCGCCUGGAUGCAGCUCUUGGCAGCUCUGUGCCUCGUCCUGGGCUGCAUGAUCUUUCCUGACGGCUGGGAUGCCGAGACCAUCCGGGACAUGUGUGGGGCUAAGACGGGGAAGUACUCCCUGGGGGACUGUUCAGUGCGCUGGGCAUACAUCCUGGCCAUCAUCGGCAUCCUCAACGCCCUCAUCCUCUCCUUCCUCGCCUUCGUGCUGGGCAACCGGCAAACAGACCUGCUGCAGGAGGAGCUCAAGCCGGAGAACAAAGAGACGAGGUUUCCCCAUGUUGCCCAGGCUGGUCUUGAACUCCUGGCUUCAAGCAAUCCUUCCGCCUUGGCCUCCCAAAGUGCUGAGAUUACAGAUUUUGUGGGCUCUACAGUAAGCUCCGUGUUGCGGCCCGGGGGUGAUGUCUCUGGAUGGGGAGUCCUUCCCUGCCCCGUGGCUCACUCACAGGGACCCUGAAAGGCCAGGAUCACAGCCCAGUAAUUGGCCUGACCUCAGCUUGUCCUGCCUUCUGCCCUCUCAUCACUCCAUUCAAGCUCUGAGGGAAGACCCUGAUCUCAGACUUACUUCUCACCGACUACCCUGCAAGCUCCAGGCUUUGAGGAGAGGAAAGCCUGGAUGUGGCCUGGGGGAGAGGAGAGGCCCUCCAAACCUUGGGAGGGUCUAAUUCUUGCUCCUCCCUCAAUUUGACCUAAGGGAGCCUGCAUCUGCCUAGGCCCUUGGGCUUCUCCUCUCCUCUCUAGACUGGCCUGGAGGUCCCUGCAGAUCCCCAGGGAGAGCGGAGCUGUAGUUCCAGCUCCCCAGGCCCCCUCAGUCUGGAGGGCUGCCGCCUGGCUAUAUCCGCACCUCUUCUGGUCCCUGCCUCUUCAAGAAAUUUAUUCUAGAUA